Molecule: messenger RNA, 1410 nt
Organism: Propithecus coquereli (Coquerel's sifaka)
Lineage: Eukaryota; Metazoa; Chordata; Mammalia; Primates; Indriidae
Gene: NOXA1
Product: NADPH oxidase activator 1
Exons: 14
Coding region: 1-1410 (469 amino acids)
Biological process (GO): superoxide anion generation
Molecular function (GO): superoxide-generating NADPH oxidase activator activity; protein binding
Source: RefSeq, a predicted model, not a curated record
AUGGCCUCGCUCGGGGACCUGGUGCGCGACUGGCAUCGCGGCGCGCAGGCCGUGGAGCGCGGGGACUGGGGCGACGCCCUGCGCCUCUUCUCGAGCGUCCCGGCGCCGCCCGCCAGGAUGUGCUUCAACGUGGGCUGCGUGCACCUGCUGGCCGGGGACGCGGACGCCGCGCUGCGGGCGUUUGACCAAGCCGUGACCCAGGACGCCUGCAUGGCUGUUGGCUUCUUCCAGCGAGGUGUGGCCAACUUCCAGCUGGAGAGGUUCCAGGAGGCUCUGUCCGACUUCCGGCAGGCGCUGGCACAGCUGAGGGGCAACGCCGCCAUCGACUACACACAGCUGGGCCUGCGGUUCAAGCUGCAGGCCUGGGAGGUGCUGUACAACGUGGCGGUGGCACAGUGCCGGCUGGGGCUCUGGACCGAGGCGUCCCACAGCCUAGCGGAGGCCACAUCCAAGCGGCCAGAGGGCGCCCAGGACGGCCUCGACACUGCCCUGGCCCAAGUGCAGAUACAGGUCCCGCUGCAGCCUCGGCAGGUCCCCAGGGGCGAGAUCUUCCGGCCCCACAGGCGGCACCUGGAGCACCUGGAGCCGGUGGAUUUCCUGGGCAAGGCCAAGGUGGUGGCCUCUGCCCUCCCUGAAGACCAGUGCCCGGGCGUCCAGCCUCAGCAACCGCAGGGACAGGGUGUGAACCCUGAAGCCAGGCCCGGGGCUGCACCACGGGCCAGAGCUGUAGGCUGCAGAAGAGCCAGUGCCCACCACAGCUCUGUGGAUGCAGAGACAGAGGCAGGGCAGGCUGACCCCUGCCCGUCGGUCUCCUGCCAGGGGCAGAGGCCCCAUGUGGAGCAAGUUGGGGGACAGGCUCCUGUGUCUCCAGGGUUGCCGGCAUCGGGGGGGCCUGGCCUCAGCCCCACUGAGGACCCCGCAGGUGCUGGGGGAGCAGCCACCAGCAGCCCCAAACCCUCAGCCACCGCCACCGUCACCGUGCAGUGUGCCUUCACCGUGGCCGUGGAGGCCCAAAGGGGAGCCGACCUGUCCAGCCUGCGGGCUCUGCUGGGGCAGGCCCUCCCUCGCCAGGCCCAGCUGGGGCAGCUCAGUUACCGAGCCCCCGGAGAACGUGGGCACUGGGUCCCCAUCCCUGGGGAGGAGGCGCUGCAGAGGGCGUGGCUGGACACGGCUGCUGAUCCCGGGGGACUGCAGCUCCAGUGCCAGGGGGCAGGGGGCCGGCCCAUCCUCUACCAGGUCGUGGCCCAGCACAGCUAUGCAGCCCAGGGGCCUGAGGACCUGGACUUCGAGCAGGGGGACACGGUGGACGUCCUGUGUGAAGUGGACCAGGCCUGGCUGGAGGGCCACCGAGACGGCCGCAUCGGCAUCUUCCCCAAGUGCUUCGUGGCCCCUGCCAGCCGACGCCUGUGA